GGUACAGAAAAUGUCUUUGAGUCUUGAAGAAAUCUGCAGCAAAUUGCAAUCCAACGAGAGGAGAGUCAAAUUGAGCGCUCUGGAGGAUUUGCGAAAUAAAUGCAAAAAUCGCAUGGAAUACAGUGAUGACAAGCUAUUGGAGAUUUAUGACGAAUGUUACCUCCACUUACUGAAAUGUUACAGCGACAGAUACGAAAGUGUCCGCGAUCAGUCGGUGGAAACAAUCAACGAGUUUAUGGAACGACUACCACCAAAUGACUAUCAUUUGCUUAAUAUUGUAGCCACCUUGGCUGAACGUUUGGGACAGCAGGAAACCAUCGAGGAAAGUGAAGAAAUACGCCUGACUUUUGUGAAUCAAUUGAACAUGCUGGUCGAACGAUAUAUUCAGACGGGAAAUAAGUGUUCGAUCCAAAGUUGCCUGGAAGAUGUUGUUCGAAUUUUAAUAAAGGUUUUAAAGGAUCCGUAUCCAGCUGUUCAGAGAGAAGCAUGUAAGAGUGUGAAACUGAUUGCUUCUUCGAUCGAUAAUUACAAUUUUCAAAAACAUGCUGAGCCACUGGCAAAGGCUCUUUAUGGAAUGCUAAAUCACAAACAUUCUCAGGCUCGUAUUGCAGCUGUCAAUGCCUUGGGCUAUGUAGCUUUACACGUUGAAGCCGGUGAAGCUUUGUCACGAUUGCUAAUGGAAGUUUCUCCAUUACUCAUGGACUCAAUGCCUUUGGUGCGUCGAGAAUGUGGUGAGCUUGGUGUUCGACUUUUAUUAGAGCUGCGAGACCGUUAUUCAUAUUUCGAAAGACUAAUACCUUUGGUUCUGUGCUGCCUUAAAGAUGAAUCGCCCGAAGUACGUGACUACAUAUUGCCACUAUGGGUGAAAUGUGGAAAACAAUACUAUGAUGAGAAUGAAGCGGAACUAAGCAAACAAGAAAUUGCCGAUUUACCGGCUGCAAACUACCCCAGUGACGUGCAGCGACCCACAAUUGGUUGUCGAGCAAUAGUUCAACGAUCAUUGCGGCUACUGAAAUUGAUAACAAGAGAAUCGGCCGAUUGGAAAGAAAAUGUGCGCCUACAUUCUUUGAAACUAUUGUAUCAAUUUGUAUUACACGCUGAAGCAGCAAUGACGGCGAACUUUUUUGAAAUAUAUCCAGAUGUGGCAAGAGCUUGUCGGGAUAACGAGAACAUUGUUGUUCAAGAAGCUUGUAAUCUUGCCGACCUAAUGGGUCGUCUGCUAAACUAUGAGGAUUGGCGCGAGCAUGGCUUUGAAGGUUUAGAAAAAAAUGCAAAAGAGGGAUAUUUAAAAUGUUUUUACCAUAUGUAUAGGUCUGCUCUGGGUAUUAAGUUUGAUGAUCAUGUCCGCCUAAUGGAACUGAUGGUUCAACCCGAUUUCUCACAAACAUUGAAAUGUAGUUUUCAAAUGUACAUUUUAAAGAUGACUGAAACUGUUUUAGAUAAGACGGAGAAAGACGCAAGUUUUUGCAAAGAUAGCUCCUCGGAUUUAUAUGAAAAAUUGGAUGGAUUGCAUAAAAAUUGCUACAUUUCCACAUUAAAAGUAAUGGCCUUAUCAUUGGAAUCGGAACAAAGUAAUAGCGAGGAAUUACAAACAAAGGGUACUGAUAUUUUGCACAAAAUCGCCAAACGAUAUAAUUCUACAAUGGACGAUAUACAUGAACGAUAUUUUCAAAGUGCAUUGAAGUAUGUGGAUAACAUAGACGCUCACUUGGAUGCUUUAAGUGAACCUAUCUUGUUAUUUUAUGGUCUUCUAAAAUUGGGCAAAUUUCGAGAGCCAUACAUAAAUGUUAUAAAAGAAAAAAUUAACAUCAUUUUCGAGUAUUGUGCUGACGAAGCUAAGGUUAAAAUAUUUACUGCCGUUUCCAUAGCAAUGUUAGAUUGGAAUAAGACAAUUCGGAAACCGUUAACACGUAGCUGUGAAAUAUUACUGGAAUUUGUAAAAGUUGUUAUUGAACCACACCUAAUAUGGAAGGCUGGAGCAAAUGCUGAGGCAAUGCGGUCGUUGGCAACAGCUACUCUGUGUGCCAUAUCACAAGGGGCUCCCGAUGAAGCGCGUACUGUGUUACCCGGCUUAUCGAAAUAUAUUCCUAGUCUAUUGGAGGAUCAUUCUGUGUCAACACGUCACUAUGCUGUCAAAUGCUUAUGUAAUUUUGGUCCAAUACCUUUGGAAGAAAUGAAGCCAAUAGCAUAUGGUUGUUUACAACGCUUGGAUGAUGCCUCUGGUGGCAUACGAAUUUUAGCUGUUUCUGUCAUUCCGAAAUUGGAACCUAUUUACACCGAUAAACAUGAAGAAAGCCCUGCCCAGCAAAGUACCUCAAAGGCAGCAUAUGAUCAUGAGGUGUGGUUAACAUUCGUAAAACACUGCAUGGAUAUGAUGUUUCUACACUACGAUAACCCAGAGAUACGUUUACAGGCAGCAAUAAAAGAAACCAUAUUGGAGAUGUCUAAACGCUAUCCAGAAAUAUCAAAGGAAAGCUACAAACAAACCAUGAACAAAACCUAUAACAACUUUAAUUUAAAAGCCCUUGAAAAGGAACUACCAUUCAUUGAGUGA
This is a messenger RNA of Musca vetustissima, 2554 nucleotides long. Its product is annotated as dynein axonemal assembly factor 5-like. The coding region runs from base 11 to 2554 and encodes 847 amino acids. The transcript has 4 exons. NCBI's taxonomy places the organism in Eukaryota, Metazoa, Arthropoda, Insecta, Diptera, Muscidae. Gene Ontology annotation, biological process: cilium movement; outer dynein arm assembly; inner dynein arm assembly. Gene Ontology annotation, cellular component: cytoplasm. Gene Ontology annotation, molecular function: dynein intermediate chain binding. The record is from RefSeq and is a predicted model, not a curated record.